Molecule: messenger RNA, 1647 nt
Organism: Paramisgurnus dabryanus
Lineage: Eukaryota; Metazoa; Chordata; Actinopteri; Cypriniformes; Cobitidae
Product: C-X-C chemokine receptor type 1-like
Biological process (GO): G protein-coupled receptor signaling pathway; positive regulation of cytosolic calcium ion concentration; cell chemotaxis
Cellular component (GO): external side of plasma membrane; membrane
Molecular function (GO): C-C chemokine receptor activity; C-C chemokine binding
Source: RefSeq, a predicted model, not a curated record
AGCAUUAGAGUUUUCCAACAUGAAUAACCAGACCUCCUGUUUAACCAGCUGGUCAACAGCUAACCUGGUCACCAAUGGUCUGAUGGGUCUUUUCUUCCUUAUUGGAGUUCCUGGAAACAUUGCAGUUAUUAUUGCAAUUGUUCGGCAUUUCAAAAAGAAUAAUUUUACUGUUCAUCUGAUGCUGAACCUGGCUGUUGCAGACAUUUUGUGCUUGCUAACCGUGCCUGGGUGGAUCUACAGUCAGCAAUGCAGCAUUAGUACACCAACCUGCAAGUUUUUCAAAGGACUCGCCUUCUGCAGCGCAUACUCGGGUUUAAUAACAGUUACUGCGCUGAGUGUCUACCGCUGUUUACGGAUCUGGCAUCCACAGAUGUGUCCCAAAAUGGACAAGAGAAAAGAGCGGGUAUUCCUCCUCACCUGCUGGAUUUUGGCAUUGGUUUUCUCAUGUCCUGGUGUAUUAACAACUAAUGUUAUUCAAGUAGAAACUAAAGCAGAGUGUGAAAGAAUCUUGGAUUCCGACGUGAAACUUGCUUUUGCUGCACUGGAGUCGCUGCUUGGAUUUGUGCUUCCUUUGACAGUCAUUUUGAUAUCAUAUUACUACCUGCACAAGAAGGUGAACCAAGGAUUGUUAAAGCACAGGCAGAGAUUAACCAUACUGGUGACCCGAAUUAUCAUAAUGUUCUUAAUUUGUUGGGCUCCACACCAUAUAAUCAAGCUGGUGGAUAUUUUGGCACAACUUUCAAAAUCAAAUCUAGAUUUAAAUUACACCGCUGAUUUUGUUGGAUGUCUUACUUUCAUCAACAGCUGCGUGAAUCCAUUUCUCUAUGCUUUUUCUUCAAAGAACUUACGUCAACAAAAACAAGAGAGACAAGAGACCCGUGUUGUAGGCAUAGAUAGCUCUUCUCAGCUGUGAGCUUCACAUCACACUGCAACCUAGUGCCUUUAAUCUGAAUCUGGGUUGAUUGUUUUUUUUUGGAUAACAGUUAAGUGACUUAGGGGAUAGAUCACCCAAAAAUUAAAAUUCAGAAUGAAAUGACAGAAUUUUCAUUUCUGUGUGAACUCUCCUAAUAUGAAUUUUUCUCCUUGUCCAAUUAACUUAUUUUAAACAUGUUAAUUAACAUAAUAAAAAUAUGUAUUGAUUUAUUACUUAAAUCAGUCGAUUAGACACUAUUUAAAUGAUGAUGUGUUAAAGUAGCAUUGCUCACACCUGGCUGAGGAUUUUGCUGUUCAUAGCAUUCUGUACUGAAUAAUGGGAGUAAAUGUUAAAAUAGUUUUGUGUUGUUUUAUGUUAUAUUAACUAGUAUUCUGUUGUCUUAGUAUUUAAAAAAGUUUCUGUAAUGUUUGUGGUUACCAUUGUUCUAAAGAGUAGGGUAUCUUUUGGAACAGACUAUAAAACAAUUCUGAAACAUUACAGGGUAUAUUGGUAAUGCUAAUGUCAUGAUAUGCCCUUUCUUCUGACUUAAAAAUGUGCUUUUUUAAAAAAAGUUUGUGUUGCUGCUAGAUAGAAAAAUUAUAGCAACUAAUUUUUUGUCAAGAUAAAUAAUAUUAAGUUAAAAUGACUUGUAAAUGAAGAGUUUAUUUAACAAAAAAUUACAGUGUAUGUGUAUGUAUGUAUGUAUGUAUGUAUGCAUAUAACUCUGUGUACUG